Molecule: messenger RNA, 795 nt
Organism: Ceutorhynchus assimilis (cabbage seed weevil)
Lineage: Eukaryota; Metazoa; Arthropoda; Insecta; Coleoptera; Curculionidae
Source: the annotation of a GenBank genome assembly
AUGGGGGAGCCUACAACAUUAAAUGAAAUGUACAAACUUCUUUCGGCUGAUAACAAGAAACAGACUGCGCAACUGACCGAGAAGAUAGAGCAGAGUGAAGCAAACGUCUCUAGACACUUAAGAAAGACGAACAGAAAAAUUGUUGAGAUUGAACAAAGAAACAUUUUCUUAGAGAGAAAGAUAAGAAGGAACAAUGUAUUAUUUUUUGGAUAUAAAGUUGAGGAUCCGAAAGAUCUACUUAAACUGACAAUUUCAAAAAUAAAUGAAUUGUUAGCAACCAACAUAAAAGAGGACAACAUUAACAAUAUUUAUAAAGUUGGUAAGUCAGAUUCUGCACCGACUCUUAUCGAGUUUAUUUCCUACUUAAAGAAAGCAGAGCUAUUCAAGGAUCCAGAAAAACUUAGGGCGCUAAAAAACACACCAUAUGCGAUUUCAAAUGAUCUCUGCGAGGAAGAUAGGAGGGAACUGAAAACACUAAGAAAACACCAAAAAAAAGCACACGACGAAAAUAAACCGGCAAAAAUUAAAGGUCUAAAGUUGGAGAUCGACAAUAAACUCUAUACAGCUAAAGAAUUGGAAGGCCACUCAGAAUCAGAUAUACCUACUACCAGCUCGGAGACCGAAGAAUCAAGCGAAGAAGAAAGUGAAGAAGAAGAGCAAAAUAUAGAACAGAGAACCAGUGUCGAUCAAGAUCAAAAUAAAAAUAGCAAGAAGAGAAAACAACAUAAAACACCCAGUCCAGGUGGGAUGAAAACAAGGUCCAACAAAAAGAAGAAAACUAUUCGAAAACUAUAA